AUGCCACGCCCCCACUCACCGCACCCGAGCAUCGCAGGAGCGUCGGAGACAAGCGACAGAGCGAUGGCGAGCACGGGAAACCUGAAGGUGCCGGAGACAGCAGAAGAAGCGAAGGAGCUCGUCGCCAUGAUGCGGCAGCUGCCGGACAACCGUGUCUGCUUCGACUGCCCGCAGAAGAACCCGAGCUGGUGCAGCGUGACGUACGGUUUCUUCCUCUGUAUGGACUGCUGCGGCCGGCACCGUGGCAUGGGGGUGCACAUCACCUUCAUGAAGUCCGCGGAGCUUGACAGCUGGCGCCCGCAAGAGGCACUGCGUGUGGCGCUUGGCGGCAACAGCAGGGGGAAGCAGUUCCUGAAGCAGCAUGGCAGCAUGGACCCCAAGUCCUUCUACAAUUCACCCGCCGCCGCGCUGUACAAGCGCAUGGUGGACAAGGCCGUGGACAACUUCACGCAGAACGGCCAGCUACCGCCUGCAUCGCCCAUUCCGCAGCCAGCGUCACCCAUACCACAGCCGGCGUCCCUGUCUCCUACUUCCAGCGCCAGCCCCGACGUGACGACGCAGGACAGCCCAGUGGCGAUGGCCCCGAUCGUGAUGAUGUCCUCCAAAGCCACCGGGCUGGGGACGAAGAAGCUCGGCGGUGGCGCCACGCUUGGCGCAAAGGGGAAGAAGAAGGGCUUCGGCGGCAUCGCCCGCGUCGAGGGCACGAUCGAAGAGUCCACGCAGCCGGUGCCCGAAGAGUUGCUGUACGAUCGCGAGGCAGAGCAGCGCAAAGCCGCAGAGGCGGAGAUGGAGCGCCGGUGCCAGGCAGACCUGGCCGCCGCCGCCCGCGCCGUGGACCCUGACGUCCUCCGUCGCAGCGAGCCGAAUACACCGAAGGUGCCGCAGGCGCCGCGUCAGACGGGCUUCAUCGGCAAAAGCGCUGAGAAUGUCAACGGCGACCUCUUCGACGAGACGAGCGUGCCGGUGUCGUCACCGGCGCCGCUGAUGAGUCAGCCGUACGGUGCGAGAAGCAACAGUGCCACGUGUGCCUCGCGUUUCGCCGCCGCGGCGAGUUCGGCCGGGCCAACGACAGCACCGAAGCCCGCCCCGGCGGCGUCGCGCGCUGGGCCUGACUUUCGCGGUCUCGGUAGCCAGGCGUAUGUGCCUGAGACCAUCCACAGCGCCGACGGCGGUCCGCAGAACAGCAGCGGCGGCAUGGCCACCUCCAUCACAGCAAGCGACGCCCUCUGGCAUGUCACGGAAGCGGCACGCAGCCUGCAGCAGAGCGCCGCGCAGGCGACCGGGGCGUUGGGAGAGGCGGUGAAGAACUUCCUUGACGAUUUGUAG
This is a messenger RNA of Leishmania braziliensis MHOM/BR/75/M2904, 1326 nucleotides long. RefSeq lists its product as hypothetical. Gene Ontology annotation, biological process: COPI coating of Golgi vesicle. Gene Ontology annotation, molecular function: GTPase activator activity. The record is from RefSeq and is a predicted model, not a curated record. The transcript has a single exon. Bases 1 to 1326 code for a protein of 441 amino acids. NCBI's taxonomy places the organism in Eukaryota, Euglenozoa, Kinetoplastea, Trypanosomatida, Trypanosomatidae.